AAAAAAGGGAAGCAGGAGAAACGAAAAACGAACUUCAGAGGGCGUUUUUUGCGCUAAUAUGUAAUCAAGAGAUUUCAUGAAAUUAGGGGAUUUCCUCAUUUUGUACUGUCGGGACGUCGGGUAUCCACGUACACAGAUUGUACUGGGUUAUAUCAAGCAGUACUGAUAGCGAUAUUUGUCAGAAUUCUUCGUACCUUCGUGGUAUCACGUUGUGUUCAAGAACAUUCAAGGUUAAAUUAUUGUGCGAGAGUUUGGAACUGUUUUAAUUUCAGCGCAAUCAGUGUCAUUAGCAAGUGACUUGAUAGACCACAUAAUCCACUUGGAAACUCCGUCGAAUACACACUAAGCGAGAUGACGAGGAAAGGAAAAAAGAAGAAGCAACAGAAUGUACAGGAAGGUGCAUCAACUUCUGGUGCUGAUUCUGAUGUAUCACAAUCACAAUCACAAGUUUCACAACAGCAACAGCAAAAAGAACAGCCAAAGAAACAACAAGAGUCACAGAAGCAAACGCAGAAACAUACCUCACAGCAACCAGAAGUACCUCAACAGCAGCAAGUCACACCAGGUACAUCUCAACAACAAGGAGCAUGGGCUGCACGAAAGCAGCAGCAACAAACAGCAUCAUCAGCUUCAUUGCAACAACAGCAGCAAGUACAACCUCAGCAACAGCAACAAGCACGUCCACCACAGGCACAACAACCGCAACAAGCACGUCUAUCACAACAGCAGCAUGUACGACCACCACAACCUCCAGCACAACAACCACAAUCGCAACAAGCAGCUUGGGGUCCACCACAGGCAAAACAACUGCAACAAGCAGCUUGGGGUCCACCACAACAGCAGCAAAUACAACCACCACGACCUCCAGCACAACAAUCGCAACAAGCACCUUGGGGUCCACCACAACAGCAGCAAAUACAACCACCACGACCUCCAGCACAACAAUCGCAACAAGCACCUUGGGGUCCACCGCAACAGCAGCAAGUACGACCACCACAGGCACAACAACCGCAACAAGCAGCUUGGGGUCCACCGCAACAGCAGCAAGUACGACCACUACGACCUCCAGUGCAACAACCGCAACAAGCAGCUUGGGGUCCACCGCAACAACCGCAACCAGCAGCUUGGGGUCCACCGCAACAGCAGCAAGUACGACCACCACAGGCACCACAACCGCAACAAGCAGCUUGGGGUCCACCGCAACAGCAGCAAGCACCACGAGUUGGUCCUGAUGGUGAUCAACCGUCGGUUAAACAAGCACAACAAAAAGAAGCUGAGCUAUCAUCCCAGGUGUCUCAACUUGCUUUGAGAGAUACAUUGGAGUCUACACAAACUACUCAAAAAGGAAAGCUGACCUCUUCCUCAUUAAAACAAUAUCACCUCUCUAUACCAAAGAGGAAUAAUCCUAAGAAAGCUGGAACACAAGGGAUACCGACUUCUGUUUGGACCAAUAUGUUCCAAAUCAUAUUUAAUAAAAACUUUGUGACAAAUGCGGUUCACUAUGAUGUAGCGAUUUCGCCUAUUGCACCGAAAUCUUUAUACAGAGAAGUUUUCGAACAAUGCAGAACCGAUUACUUUGGCAAUAGGUACCCGGCAUUUGAUGGGAAAAAAAAUGCAUACAGUGCAAAUAAUCUUCCUUUCAACGAUUUUAUGGAGGCUGAGAUUGAAAUUUAUGACAGUGAGCGUGACCAAAUGAGAAAAUUUAAAAUUGAGUUGAAAAAGGUAGCUAACAUCGAUCUGUCCUGGAUAACACAUUUGGAACCUGGUCUUGAUGAGGCUGAUAGAGAUCAAACCGCUAUACAAGUGUUGGAUAUUAUCAUGCGUCAUGCACCUCAAUCACGAAAUUUGAGCGUUGGGAGAUCUUUGCAUUGGAAGGUAGAUGGUCCUGAAAAAUUAGGAGAAGGCUUAACUCUGUCGCGCGGUGGAUUUCAGUCGGCUGUGCUCGGUUGGAAACCAUUUCUAAAUGUCGAUGUUUGUCACAAAGGAUUUCCUACGCCUCAGAACGUUAUUGACUUGAUAGGCGAGUUUACUACAGGAGGGGGAGGCGGUAGAUAUGGAGAUAGAUACGGAGGUAGACCACAAGAGAGAGAAAUAGACAAAAAGAAAGUUGAAAAAUAUUUGAAAGGUUUAAAAGUGAACUAUCAAAUACCUAAUCAACCACGCUCGAAGCGUACAUAUCGUGUAAAUGGAUUGGGCGCUCCUGCUAACGUACAGACGUUUUCUCACGAAGGCGUGGACAUUACGGUAGCGAACUACUUUUCGCGUUUUAAAAACUAUAAUUUAUCUCUACCCAACAUGCCUGUCAUUUGCGUCGGCCCGAAGGAGAGAAACAUUGCAUUGCCUGCCGAAUUAUGUACGAUCGUGGCUGGUCAAUCCGUUAAUAGGAAGCUGAGUGAAAACCAAGUUAGAGAGAUGAUAAAACAAACGACGACGGAUGCACCUACUCGCAAACGUAGGAUCGAAGAUGCGUUCGCGAGGAUCCAAGUGAAUGAGAGUAAUGUUAUGAAAAACGAAUUCCACCUGUCUGUCCAAACGGAAAUGAAAAAGGUGCCUGCUAGAGUCUUACCUCCACCGCAAUUGCAAUACGCCAAAAGGACGGCGAUAGUGAACAAAGGAGUAUGGCAGCCGUCCGAGUUUAAUGAAGCCAUGCAUUUAGAGAAUUACUCGUGGACGAUUCUUAAUUUGACCAAUUUGAGAAACAUUUCAGAUCAAAUGCAAAGGUUUUCGGAAGCGUUGCAGAGUAAUGCGAGGGGCCUGGGCAUGUCAAUCAACCAGCCGCUGACUCCUUUCAAAACUUUAAGGAUCGAUGAGAGGACUAGGAAUUAUGACGAGAUUAAACAUUAUUUCAAUUCUUGUAAGAAACUAAAACUGGUAAUAGUCGUCAUAUCAGAUAGGACGGACACAAUAUACAGCAAAGUAAAACAGAUUACCGAACUGGAAAUAGGCGUGCUUACACAGUGCGUGAAGCUCAGAAAUGUGGAGAAAUGCAAUCCUGCUACAGUGAAAAAUAUUCUUCUUAAGAUAAACUCCAAGCUGAACGGCAUUAAUCAUAAGUUCUUGAAAAUGCCUGCGUGUCUACAAAACAAUUCUUGUAUGCUUGUUGGCGCCGAUGUAACUCAUCCUUCUCCUGAUGCCAUCAAUAUACCCUCCAUAGCAGCGGUUGCUGCAAGUAGCACUCCCUCGGCCUUCCAGUAUAAUAUUGAGCUCAGACUUCAACAGCCUAAGGAGGAAAUGAUCAUGGAUCUCGAAAACAUAAUCAUAUCACAAAUUUUGAUCUACGGAAAGAUGAAUAACCGUCUACCCAAUGGAAUCAUUUAUUAUCGAGAUGGAGUUAGCGAAGGACAACUUGGGCAAGUUAUGUAUUACGAAUUAAAUGCAAUUAAACGAGCGUGUGCGAGAUGCAAGAUUAAAAUUCCCGUGACCUGUUUGGUCGUUCAGAAGAGACACCACGUGCGUUUCUUCCCCACGGACUCCAGGGACACGGAAGAUUUUAAAAAUAAAAAUGUGAGAGCGGGAACAAUCGUUGAUACAGAGAUUACGCACCCGAAUCAUAUCGAUUUCUAUCUCGUGUCACAUGCGAGUAUUCAGGGUACAGCGAGACCUACCAAAUACAGAUGCAUAUGCAAUGAGGCCAAAUUUACUGAAGACCAUCUUGAGGAAUUGACGUAUUACCUUUGCCACAUGUAUGCACGCUGCACGAGAGCCGUAAGCUAUCCAGCACCAACUUAUUAUGCUCAUCUAGCAGCUUAUCGCGGCAGAGCUUUGAUACAGGAGGUCGACAUCUCUCUGCAAAACUUACAAGAUGAGCAGAACAAGUUGAAAAUGAAUAUGGCGGGAUCGCCAAUGUGUUUUAUUUAAAAAUAAAGGUUUGUUAUUUUUCUUCCCAUGAGACGAGUGAAAGAUAGUCGAGAAUUGUUUCAAAUUUGACACGAGAUGUCUUUCGCCAUUCUCGUUUCCGAUCAUUGAGAUUUGUGGAUCGAUGUAAAGUCCAUAUGGAAUUUUUUUUGUUUAUGAUAAGCAUUUAUAUAAUAAUGGAAAAACAAAAGAAAUAAUUUCAGUUUUUCAAGACUUUAAUAUAUGAGGGAGCAAACUGUGCUAAAAUGUGUUACCAAGGACUAUUGCAUUAGAAAAGAAAGAUAUGAACUAUCUAGAUGAUUGCUUUGUUUUAUAAUUAGCUUUUUGAUGACACGAAUUGCUUAUUUCGUUUUCAUAGUUUACACAACUGUCUUUCCUCUAUCUACUAAAUUUUAAAUGGCUCUAAAUGAAUGAUUGAAUGUUGCGAUUAUAUAAUUCUAUGUAACUUGUUGCAAGUAAUAGGCGUCUUACGUAUCCGAGUGUGCUAUUUCUCGGAGAUUUUUGGAGAUACAGACAAACAUAACUUACAAUUACAUAAAUUUAUUACGCACAGUUGUAUAUGGAUAGUCAACAUACGACAAUUGUAGUCCUUUCUUUGUUUUUCUAUCACGGAUAAGAUAUACAUUAUUAUUUUAUAUAUUGUUAUCAUGCCUUCUCUUAAUUUUAAGGAUGUGUAUCUCGCAAUGCCUUUAUGUUCCAAUGCUAAAAACAAUAAAGAUUAUAUCCUACAA
This is a messenger RNA of Ooceraea biroi (clonal raider ant), 4586 nucleotides long. RefSeq names its product Argonaute 2 (gene AGO2). Gene Ontology annotation, molecular function: RNA binding; protein binding. NCBI's taxonomy places the organism in Eukaryota, Metazoa, Arthropoda, Insecta, Hymenoptera, Formicidae. The record is from RefSeq and is a predicted model, not a curated record.